This is a messenger RNA of Brassica rapa (field mustard), 1339 nucleotides long. RefSeq lists its product as uncharacterized. NCBI's taxonomy places the organism in Eukaryota, Viridiplantae, Streptophyta, Magnoliopsida, Brassicales, Brassicaceae. The record is from RefSeq and is a predicted model, not a curated record.
CCAACUUCCAAGCAAACCUGAAGCCCAACCAGAGAUUCCCACAUUGAACCGGAACCACAAUGGUUCACAAAGCCACCUACUGACUGAUGAGACAGAGUAUCAAAGGUUGCUCCGCCCCCGGCAGCCCUUUCUUCGACAACCUCUGAAGUAGCUACGAACCGCAGAGCAUCAGAAAAUGGAGGUUUCGAUGUUGGGUUCAUCACGGAGUUUCCGGCUAUCUCCGAAGACACAAACACCAAAACCCGCAAGCUCUUUGACAGAAAGAGGCCAAAGUUGUCUGAAAAUGAGGGGUGGUAAUCCAAUUAGGACAUACUCAGCUAGAUCCCUCAAAUGCAGCUCUGUCUCUGAGGAUUUGUUUGAGAGAAGUAGCCCACUUGAGGUUAAGAAAGAGCUAGAGACUUGCUUCGACCUCAUACAUAGGCUUGGGAGAGGGAUCCUCUACUUAGGUUCCGCUAGAAUCCAACCAAACCAUUCACAUUACCUGCAAUCACAAGAGUUGAGCAGAGAAGCAGCGAAUCUGUUGGACUGUACUACAUGGUCUGGAGCUGGACCAGGACUCAUGGAUGCUGUCACUAAAGGUGCUUUAGAAGCUGAGAAACCUGUCGGUGGCAUCAAAAUAGAAAAAGAAGCUGGUGAAUGGACUGCAUCCAAGGUUCAUCCUUAUCUCCCUCCUCAAAACUAUCACACUUGCAGGUUUUUCUCGGCGAGGAAGCAUGGACUGGUGGAUGCAGUGGUUAGGAACAAUGUUUCAGACAAGACUGCAGUUAUUGCAUUGCCAGGAGGCAUUGGCACGCUCGACGAGAUGUUCGAGAUUUUGGCAUUGGUUCAGCUCAAAAGGAUUGGCUCCGUGUUGCCGGUUCCAUUCAUUGUGAUGAACUAUGAUUCUUUCUACUCAAAGCUGUUUGAGUUCAUUGAGAGUUGUGAAGACUUGGGAACUGUUUAUAAAGGAGAAGUCUCUGCGUUGUGGAAGGUAUGCAACAGCAACUCUGAAGCUUUGACAUACUUAGCUGAGUUCUAUGAAUUGCCGUAUGGUUGUACAAAACGUGAAUCUGGAAUUAGAGAAACUGCUCGUGGAUGAUCAUCCGUUUCUUACCUCGUUUUGGGGUUUCAACUGUAAGAGAUAAUAUUUGUGACCAUGAACAACACAACUGUAAGAGAGAUAAUACAGAAUUUAGCUUCGUGUGUGUAGUUUAUGUAGUACCACUAAGAUUUCUCAUUGUUGUCACUUCCAUCUUGUGUUUAUUCUCUUAGCACUACAUUGUAUUUUGAUGUGAACCUAUUCUCUACUCGGCCAUAACCGAGCCUUAAUAACUGAGAACCUAAAAAUAGCAUUUAAACA